Messenger RNA from Aureobasidium melanogenum CBS 110374, 801 nucleotides. RefSeq lists its product as uncharacterized. The record is from RefSeq and is a predicted model, not a curated record. The transcript has 4 exons. Lineage: Eukaryota; Fungi; Ascomycota; Dothideomycetes; Dothideales; Saccotheciaceae. The annotation marks the transcript as partial.
CUGAUGGACCGGGGCGGCCUCUCGGAUCGAGCCAAAGGUUACAUCUAUGGAAAUGACAUUCUGAUGGGCCUCGCAUUUGCCGUGGUUGCGACUCGAUUCUACUGUCGGAUGCGUCUGGGGUCUAAGCGAGGUCUUUGGUGGGACGACUUGUUCAUACUACUCGCGUUCAUGUUUGCAGUGGGAUUCGGUGCAGUUGUGAACGUAGCAAUGGGACAUUAUGAAUGGGAUCGUCACAUCUGGACCAUCCCGCUAGAUGUGCUAAGAAACUCCGGCAAAGCAUAUACCGCCGCAAAAAUAUUGUUCAUCGUGAGCAGUACAUGCGUGCGCACAGCCCUAUUGCUCUUCUAUCUCUGGCUCAUCAAGGAUGUCCCCGAGAAGGGCCUCAGGCGAAUCAUCUAUCUUGUGAUGGGUCUGAACGCUACCCUUUGCCUUGUCAGCAUCUUGAUCUCAAUCUUCCGAUGCUCGCCUAUCAGUGCAGCUUGGAACAUCCUCGAGCAAAAUGCAACAUGUCUGAACGAGGGAGUCGACAUUACUACUGUGGGAGCAUUACUAACGGUAAUGGAUUUCGUCGUCAACAUUCUACCCCUUCCCAUCGUUGCUCGCCUGAACGUCGCGUUUCAACAAAGGCUCGCGGCAACAGUGCUGCUUUCUCUAGGAACCAUUGCAACCGCCGCUGGCAUUGUCAGAGAGGUAUACGUUUACCGAGCCUUUGUGGGUUCAAAUGACCCGACUUGGGGAGCACUGCCUCUGUGGAUAUGUGCAGAUGUCGAGAUUUAUGUCGGCCUAGUAAGUCUUGAUCAG